This is a messenger RNA of Fulmarus glacialis (Northern fulmar), 2173 nucleotides long. RefSeq names its product EF-hand calcium-binding domain-containing protein 4A-like. The coding region runs from base 50 to 2173 and encodes 707 amino acids. The transcript is spliced from 17 exons. Lineage: Eukaryota; Metazoa; Chordata; Aves; Procellariiformes; Procellariidae. Gene Ontology annotation, molecular function: calcium ion binding; GTP binding; GTPase activity. The record is from RefSeq and is a predicted model, not a curated record.
CCGCAGCUCUUCUGUUUGCCCCUGCCCUGGGGGAAAAGACUUUGAGAAGAUGGAGAAGCAGAGGGCAGCGCUCUUGGGAUACGUCCACUGGGAAGGAAAAGAGGAAGGGGAUGAGGAGGAUGGGGUGGCUCCUGGUGCUUCUCCUUCCAGCCAAAUGAGCGAACUGGAAGAUGUGCAGGUGGAGAUGCUCGAGAAGGCAAGAGAGCUCUUCCAGCUGUGUGACAAGGAUGAGAAGGGUUUUAUCACCAAGGUGGACAUGCAGCGGCUUCAGAGUGAACUCCCCCUAAGCCUUGAACAGCUGGAGACUGUUUUUGACAGCCUGGAACAGAACAAUAACGGAUACCUGACGCCUGUGGAGUUCAGCAUGGGCCUAGGAAAGUUAAUAGGGAUCGAAUUGUGUCAAGGGGCUGGGAGAAUGGAUCACUCCAGACACGAGGAGACCUUUGAGUCAGGCUGGUCAGAUGACUUGGAUGUGGCAGAUGAUGAAGAGAAACGAUUCUGUUCCAUGAUGGAGCAGCUUGGAGCAGCCCACAUGUUUGAAGAUCCGCGUGAGAUUCGGGAGCUCUGGGCUCGGCUACGAAAGGAGCAUCCGGAGCUCUUAUCCAAUUUUGAAGAGUUUCUGUUGCGUGUUUCGUCAUACAUAAGGGAGGUGAAUCACGAGAAGGAGUCUAUGGAACAGGCAUUGAAGCGGAAGGAGACAGACCAUGACCGAGAAGUCAGGUGCCUUUAUGAAGAAAUGGAGCAACAGAUCAAAGCAGAAAGGGAGAGGCUGAUCUGCCAGGAAGCACUGAGACAUGACAGGAGCAACCUGCUCCAGAAGGAACUGCGCAGCAAAGAGCAGGAGCUGGAGAAAAUCCUGUACCGCCAGAAGAAGCUGGAACAUCAGCUACAGUCUCUGAACUCAGAGCAGCUGGAGACCCGUGUGCAGAACGAAAGGCUUCGGCACCUGAAUGAAAACCUGCUGGAAGAGCUGGAGAAGAGCAAAUGGGAGCUGGAGGUGGUGAAGGGGCAAUUACAGAAGCUCCAGAAAGAGGCUCAGCUUGAGCAAGAGCAGAAGGACAGGGAUGUGUUUAGAGUCUCCAAGAACAUGCAGAAAGAGAAACAAAGCCUUCUGCGGCAGCUGGAGCUCCUCAGAGAUAUGAAUAAGAAACUUCGAGAUGAGCGAGACGCUUUUGAAGCCAAGAAGCUGGCGCCACAGAGCAAAAAGCCCCUGCUGAAGAAAGGGUCAGUGCUAGGCAGUUACCUGCUGGACGACAAGCUGGUCAAACGACAACUGGCCUCUGCGGACCUUCCCUUCACCUUUCCAGUGGAUGUGGCAGUGGAAGAACCCAACAGAAAGAACUGUAAAUACUUCCCAGGCAAUGGGACAUGGCUGAAGACAGGAGAAGGAGGCAGCACAAACUUCAGAGAGAAGAGCAGAGACAAGGAGAGAUGGUCAUUGGCAGCAGAUGCUGAGUGGUUGAAGAUGACUUUGAAGGGUGAUGCCGACUGUAGAAAAAAUGCCGAUGGAUUAGAUGAUGCUCCAUUGCCUCCUAGAGGACAGCCUGUUGGCACCGAAACCAGGCUCCAGGCACUGGAACCAGCCAGCUGUUCCCCAGACCGCAUCUUUAAAGUGGUGUUUGUAGGGAACUCCGGUGUUGGGAAGAGUUCCUUCAUCCACCGCUUCUGCUAUGACAGGUUCUUGGCUGAGCUCAAUGCAACUAUCGGUAUUGAUUACCAGGUGAAGAGUCUGAUGGUGGAUAACACCCAGGUUGCCUUACAGCUGUGGGAUACAGCUGGACAAGAAAGGUUUCGGAGCAUUACCAAGCAGUAUUUCCGGAAGGCAGAUGGGAUUCUGGUGAUGUACGACAUUACGGCCGAGUGCUCCUUCACAGCGGUGCGGAACUGGAUGAGCAGCGUCCAGGAAGGUAUCGAGGAUGGAGCUGUGGUCUUUCUGCUUGGAAAUAAAAUGGAUGCUGCGCAGAGAGAGACCCGGAAUGUGCCCAAGGUGGAGGGGGAAAGGCUGGCGAAGGAGUACAAGGCUGUCUUCUACGAGUGCAGCGCGAUGACUGGCUAUAACAUCAUGGAGCCCAUGCUGCACAUGGCCAGGUUGCUGACAGCACAAGAAGACAGGCAGAGGGAGAAUGCCCUGCAGCUGGAAGAUGUCAGUAGGAGGAAAGGGUGCUGUGCAUAA